CCAGCGGCACGAGGCGGGCAGGCCGAGAAGUAGAAAGACCCAACCGUGGUCGGCCGUCCCCUCCAUCGCCUUCUCCUCCUCCGACUUGCACGCCACCGAUUACUCCCGCCUCUCGCUCCUCUGGUCUGGGCAACGCCAACGCCAACGCGACGCGAGCCAGAGAGUCUCUCUCUCUCCGAUCCGAUAGAGCUCGCGACCAUUUCCACCUCUCGUCGAGCCGCCUCCCUCCCUCCCUCCCUCCACCUAACCUAACGUCCACCUAAUCGCUCGUCAAACGCAAGGAUCCAAGAAAAAGUGGGGGUGGACCGAUUUGCUUCCCUUUUCUUCUCUCUCUGCAGGAGGGGAGGGAAUCGAGGGCGGCCAUGGACUCGCCGGCGUCGGCCUCCUCGCCGGUGGAGUUCCUGCUCCGGCGCCCCACGCCGAGGCGGAGGAGGCUGCCGCUGGCCGGCGCCUUCUUCGCGCCCACCGCCCUCGCCGGCGCCUCGCUGCUCCGCGCGCUCGCCUCGCUCGCCGCCGGGCUGCUCGCCGCGCCGCGCCCGCCGUCGCAGCCGCGGAACUUCGCCGCGCUCGCGCGCCGCCUCGCGCUGCUCAGCGCACUCCUCGACUCGCUCCUCCUCGACGCGCCGGACCGCUUCUCCGACGCCGCCAACCUCUGCUUCCGCGAGCUCUACGUCGUGCUCUUCCGCGCCGACCUGCUCGUCUCCUACGUCGCCUCCGCCGGCCGCGCGUGGGCGCUGCUCCGGGGCGCCCACCUCGCCGCCUCCUUCCGCGACCUCGACGCCGAGCUCGCCGUCGUCCUCGACGUCAUCCCCGCCGCCUCCAUCCGCCUCUCGCACGACGCGGCCGGCCACCUCGACCUCCUCCGCUCCCAGUGCCGCCGCCGAGCGCCCGCACAGUACCACGACCCGGACGAGGCUGCGCUACGCCACCGCCUCCUGGCCGCCGUCCAACAGUUCGAGCUCGGCCAGCCGCCUCCGCUCAAGUCGCUCCUCUCCGACGUCGGCAUCUCUGACGCCGCAUCUUGCCAAGCUGAAAUCGACUACCUUGAGGAACAAAUCUUGAGUCAAGAAGAGGAUACCGACCUCCUGCUCGUCGGUGGUGUUCUCGCCUUGCUCCGCUACAGCCUCUUCUCGCAGUUCGACCCUGGCAACGCAAAGGCGGCCCAGUAUUGGCCGUCGGCGGGAAACUUGCAGCGGCUUCCAUCGUGGGGCGGCGGCGGCUGCGACGACACCUCCUUCUCGGUGCCCAAGGAGUUCUCCUGCCCGAUUUCUUUGGAUUUGAUGCGCGACCCUGUGGUGGCGUCCACCGGCCAGACGUAUGACCGGCCAUCAAUCAUACAGUGGAUCGGGGAGGGCCAUUCCACCUGCCCAAAUUCAGGGCAGGCACUGGCAGACAACCGCCUUGUGCCGAAUCGUGCGCUCCGCAGUUUGAUAUCACAGUGGUGUGGGAUGUAUUGUUUCCAGUAUGAUUCCCCAGAGAGCAACGAGGGGAUGGCCGAAUGCGUCGCCACCGCGUGCAGCAGCAAGGCGGCAAUCGAGGCGAAUAAAGCCACAGCCAGGAUUCUGGUCAGGAUGCUGGUGGAGAGUUCAGAUAGCUCAAAGGCAGUUGCUGCCAAGGAAAUUAGGUUGCUGGCCAAGGCUGGGAAACAGAACAGAGCGUUCAUCGCCGAGCUCGGUGCAAUCCCGUUGCUCUGCAGGCUGCUCCUGUCAUCAGAUCAGAUUGCGCAAGAGAACGCAGUGACGGCGCUGCUCAAUCUCUCCAUUUACGAGCCAAACAAAACGCGGAUUAUGGAACAGGAGGGUUGCUUGUGGCUUAUCGUCAGCGUGUUGCAGAAUGGCUGGACUACAGAGGCCAGAGAGAAUGCAGCAGCAACUCUGUUUAGUCUCUCCGUGGUCCAUGAUUACAAGAAGAUGAUCAUGAAUGAGCCAGGGGCUCUGGAGAAGCUGGCUUGUAUGCUGAAAAAAGGGACGCCAAGGGGGAGGAAAGAUGCAGUGAUGGCACUUUUCAACCUCUCAACUCAUGCAGAAAGCUCAGCUCGGAUGCUUGAGUCAAGUGCAGUUGUAGCUUUAAUCGAGUCACUGAGGAACGACACCGUGUCGGAGGAAGCUGCUGGUGCUCUGGCUCUGCUCAUGAAGCAGCCUUCUGUUGUGCAUCUUGUUGGGAGCUCUGAAACUGUGAUCAGUAGCCUCGUUGGAUUAAUGAGACGGGGAACUCCAAAGGGCAAGGAGAAUGCAGUGUCCGCUCUAUACGAGAUAUGUCGCCGUGGUGGCUCAACAUUGGUUCGGAGAGUAGCAAAGAUUCCAGGGUUGAAUACGGUAAUACAGAACAUCAUGCUCACUGGAACAAAGCGCGCCAAGAAGAAAGCAAGCUUGAUUGUCAAGAUGUGCCAAAGAAGCCAAAUGCCGUCAGCAAUGUCGCUAGGGACUAGCUUGAGGGUGGUUGAUCAUUCUUUGGUAGGUAACAGCUCAUUGAGGCGUGCUGCAAGCUUUGGCAGUGGAGAGUUGUCGAAUCCUGUUUCGAUAUCAGUGCACGUGCCCUAGGUAAUCGCCUUCCAAUUGGGCAGCCCCAUAUAUGUCUGGCCAGUUUUGUCCAAAAGUUCUUUCAUUGCAUGCUCAAAAUGAAGGUAUACAACAUUUUUAAAUCUAAAGGAACUAAUACUUGCACUAUACUAUCACAUGUGCCUGUGUCUGUGUGUGGGAAAUGUGGAUAACUGAAGUAUAUAAUCAAUGUACAUGUAGAACUUCAGCUUGAUGUUUCGUAUGAAGCUUGGAAGUUGUUCUGUUUUUGUUCCAUUUUUCAAAACACUAUGCUACCUGUUGUAAACUAGCCGGAUAAUAAUUUGUAGCUUGUAUUGAGGCAA
Molecule: messenger RNA, 2860 nt
Organism: Triticum aestivum (bread wheat)
Lineage: Eukaryota; Viridiplantae; Streptophyta; Magnoliopsida; Poales; Poaceae
Product: U-box domain-containing protein 4
Exons: 1
Coding region: 363-2540 (725 amino acids)
Biological process (GO): protein ubiquitination
Molecular function (GO): ubiquitin-protein transferase activity; protein binding
Source: RefSeq, a predicted model, not a curated record